CACCUCCAAAAGUACAACAUUUUCAGCUCAACCUCACCAUAAGAAAACAAACACCUCACCACACUGAAUCCAGCCUCUUCACCAUAUCUUCUUUUCCUUCUUUACAAUCCAAAAAUAUCACCUCCGAUCUCUCUCCGCCGUCCACGGCGUUCCGCCACCGUACACUGCCGUUGCUCCAAAAAAUGGGAGGAAAUAACCGAAAAAGAUCCAACAAACCGAAAAACCGGAAACCGAGAAACCCGACUAAUUCGGGUUCUGGUCGGGGCUUGUUCGUUGAAGGUGGAGUGUUGUCCGAUUGGGACGAUUUCAAUUCUCCUCCUUCAGGGAGAAAUUUGAAGAGUGAAAAUGUUAAAUCAAGGAAUCGUAAUGCAGCUGUUAGUAGCUCGAAGAAUGCUUCGGGUUCGACAAGCGAACCGAAGAGAAGUAGAAGAAAUGAGAUCCGUUAUGUGUAUCCUUCUGCAGAUUCAGUGAUAGGUUCAGAUGUGGAACAUAGUGGAGGAAAAGAUAACAAGUUGGAUUUGGAACAUCCUAUUGUUUUGGUUGAUACAAAGGAAACUCAAAUUGUUGCCUUCGUAGAUGAAGGCCCAAGUAAGGAACCUCAAAAUGAAGGAUAUAUUUAUGAUUGCACUACCCCUUUAUCUCUAGACGUCAGACAAAAUAAAGAUUCUAAUGAAGCUGGCUAUGCUGGAGAUUAUAGUGCUGGUUUCUCACUGGAUGAGAGUUCGCACAGAGGAUUGGGAUUCUAUGAAGAAGCAGAAACAACACAUGGAGGAGUUGAAUUUUCAUCCAAGGAAGAGAAGGAAAAUCCUUCUUUUGAGUCUUCAUUUUCUGAUGAGGAUAUGGGUGCUGAUGGUGGCUUCCUUGGUGGUGCCAGCAUCGGGAAGGACGACCACCUGCCAGCUGAGAUGUCAUCGUCUGUAGAAAAUGAGGGAUUUUUGUCUAUUGGGGGGCUUAGACUAUACACUCAAGAUGUAUCAGAUGAGGAAAGUGAUGGUGAUGGUGAAGACAUUUCAUCUGAGGAUGGAAGUUCUUGUUCGUCAGAAUCUGAGGGAUCAUCUGAAAGUGAUGGCUCGUCUGAUAGUGAUUCGGAUGUUGAUGAAGAGGUUGCUGCAGAUUAUUUCAAAGGCACUGGUGGAAUGUGCGAUGUUAUUGAUGUUAAACAGUUGGUUGGACAAGUUCCUAGUAGCUGUUCUGAUGAUAGCUUAGAUGAAACCGUGGAGAAGUUGGGUGGAAUUGAUCUUCAGGAGGCUUCUAGAGAGUAUGGGAUGAAGAAGACUCAAAAAGAGAGAAAGUACCGAGGAGGUCAGAAAUCUACUUCUGCUAAGCAAGCCCGGGGAUCUGAUUUGGAUGACCUUAUGUUUUUAAAGGACUCGAGAACAGUUUCAGGGAAAAAGAAACAUGCAGCCAAAUUUCCUCAGUCAUGGCCAUUUGAGUCUCAUAAGAGUAAAAAUUUUGGGAGGAUUCCAGGUGCUAAGAAGAAACAUCGUAAGGAGAUGAUGGCUUUGAAGCGUCGAGAGAGAAUGCUCCGCCGAGGUGUUGAUCUUCAGAGAAUAAAUUCAAAACUGCAACAGAUGGUUUUGGAUGGAGCUGAUAUGUUCUCUUUCCAACCAAUGUAUCCACGUGAUUGUUCUCAGGUUCAGAGAUUAGCAGCAAUAUACCGCCUGCGAAGCGGUUGUCAAGGUUCUGGCAAGAAGAGGUUUGUGACAGUUACCAAGACACAACAUACGGCUAUGCCAUCAGCCAGUGAUAAAAUUCGUUUGGAGAAGUUGAUAGGCGCUGAUGACGAGGACUCUGAUUUCACAGUCACCGGUUUACCAAGUCAUAGAAUGGAUGUAAAUGCAGCCAAGAACUUUUCAAAGGGUAGUGGUGGACAAUCUGGCCCAAGCAAAGUGUUUAAAACCCCGGUAAAUCCACGUGGGCAAAAAGACACCAGCAAGAAAAGAAGGGAUCAGAAAACAGGCUCCUACGCGGCUCUUCCUGUCUCCUUUGUUUCAAGUGGUAUCAUGCAUUCUGAAACAGAAGUUGAGGAAAAAUCAAUUGAAGCAACCCAAACAACCACCGUCGUCCAUGAAACAAAGGUUGUGACCAACUCAAUCGAAUACGGUGCAUUUGAGAUGCACACCACAGGUUUUGGCUCGAAAAUGAUGGCAAAAAUGGGUUAUCAAGAAGGUAGAGGUUUAGGUAAAGACGGACAGGGCAUUGCAGAGCCCAUCGAAGCACGCCAACGGCCAAAAGCUCUUGGUUUGGGAGCUGAAAUCCCAGAAACAAGUAGUAUAUCAUCAGGAAAGAAGGAUUCUCUACCCAAAUCAGCUCUUCUUCCAGGUGCCGAAGUUGUCGGUAGAAGCGGGAAGUCCAUCAGGAAGGAAGAGUCUCCUUCAUCUGUUGGAUUUGCAGGAUUUGAGAGGCAUACAAAAGGAUUUGGAUCAAAGAUGAUGGCAAAGAUGGGUUUUGUUGAAGGCAUGGGACUUGGGAGAAAUUCACAAGGCAUAACUAAUCCUUUAGUUGCUGUUAGACGUCCUAAAUCCCAAGGACUAGGUGCCAAAAGAUGAAAAAAAAUCACACUAAUUACCUUUCAAUUAGGGAAAGAAAUGUUCAUAUUUCCCAUCUUGAUGUAGAUUAUGUUAGAACAACAGCAUAUCCAGUGUAGUUCCACGAGUGGGAUCUGCGGAGGGUGGUAAAGAGAGGCUAUUUCCGAUAAACCUUGUUAUAUGUUCUUCUAUGACUGGACUAAUUAGUUGGGACUUAGUAGGUUGUCCUGAAGCCUAUGUUUUCAGUGGCUGUUUUAUCUAGAUAAUAAAUCAUAGUAACUAGGACUCGAUUUUUCAUUUUCUUGGUACAUUGAAUUGUUGACAUUGGUGUUAAUAUAGUUAGGGAUGGACAUUCGGUUUGAUUGUUGAA
Molecule: messenger RNA, 2898 nt
Organism: Capsicum annuum
Lineage: Eukaryota; Viridiplantae; Streptophyta; Magnoliopsida; Solanales; Solanaceae
Exons: 8
Coding region: 183-2549 (788 amino acids)
Molecular function (GO): nucleic acid binding
Source: RefSeq, a predicted model, not a curated record